Molecule: messenger RNA, 640 nt
Organism: Cokeromyces recurvatus
Lineage: Eukaryota; Fungi; Mucoromycota; Mucoromycetes; Mucorales; Mucoraceae
Exons: 2
Coding region: 104-592 (162 amino acids)
Source: RefSeq, a predicted model, not a curated record
AUUAUGAGAAAGAGCAUUACACAAAAUUUAAAUUUAGAGAGUUAAUAGGCUUGCAAUAUGAAAAAGGCAAAUUCAAGCAGAAAGAGUAAUAUCAUGUCUAAACAUGAAAAUUGGAAUAUUGUUACUUUUAUUUAUUGGUUUGGUAGCUAGUCAAUCUAGUGAAUCCAAUUCUGCUGCUCCUGAGAUUGUUUGUGCCAUGUCAUUAUGCCCCUCUGCUACAGCGGGUUUAUUAAAGCGUGAAGACCCCGCUUGCCCUUCUCAUUGUGCAGAUAAUUGUCGAAUUAUUGAUGAUGUUUGCUGUCCUGGUUCAAAAAAGGCUAUCUGUAAUUUCAAUCCUGACUCGGCUAACAAUACAACAGCGACUGAUAUGACUACUACUACUACUACUUCCAUGACAAUUCCCGUUUCCACGACAACUGCCGCAGUCGGUAGCGCCACUAGUAGUAAUAAUGCUGCAAAUACAGCUACUACUACUACUACUAAUGCAGCUACAACUACAGCUACAGAAGUAAGCGGUGCUAUUAAGGAAAUAGGACCCAGCUUAUUCUUUACUAUCUUAAUAAUGUCAUAUUGCGGAUAUUUAAUUAAAUAAAUAAAGUCCAUUAAUUAUUAAACUUUUUUUUUUUUCACUUUUUAUUUC